This is a messenger RNA of Amaranthus tricolor (Joseph's coat), 4363 nucleotides long. RefSeq names its product systemin receptor SR160-like. The record is from RefSeq and is a predicted model, not a curated record. Lineage: Eukaryota; Viridiplantae; Streptophyta; Magnoliopsida; Caryophyllales; Amaranthaceae. Gene Ontology annotation, biological process: protein phosphorylation. The coding region runs from base 411 to 4037 and encodes 1208 amino acids. Gene Ontology annotation, molecular function: receptor serine/threonine kinase binding; ATP binding; protein kinase activity. The transcript has a single exon.
CCCUAAAUUAAUCGACCUUCUUAGUUCUUCCCUCCACUUACCUUACCCUAUUUCCACAUCUUGAAUAUUGAAUAUGAGUAUUUUAUUUCAUUUUUUAACAGUUGAGAUAGAGAGAGAAAGACUGGUAGAGAACUUCAAGAACAUACUCUAUUUUAGAGGGAGUGUAUCACAUGGCAAUGGCAUGUGAGUACCAGCUGUUUCCUCCCCUCCUCCCUAAGUCUUCCUUCUUAAUUCCCCCUCUUAAUAUAUACUCUUCUCUUCUUCCUUACUCCAAUCUUUUACCACUUUCUUCUUUCUCUAUCUUCCUCUGUUUUUUCCUUCAUUAAUCAAGCUUUGAGCUUUCUCAUUAAUGGCCGACUAUGAAACCCUAACCCACUGAAACCCACUUGUAAAACUGUAAAUUUAGCUUAAUGAAACUUUACCCACAUAAAAUGAAGCAACUUUGCGCUAUAUUGUUGCUCUUUUCUUUUUACCCUUAUCUAUUUUCCCCUGUUUUUUCUGCUUCUCCUCCUCCUAAUGGAAAAACUAGAGAUGCCCAGAAGUUGUUGAGCUUUAAAUCUUCUCUUUUUAACCGAAAUAUCCUCCAAAACUGGGAAGAAAAUGCUGACCCAUGUCAUUUUACUGGUGUUUUCUGUAAUAACUCCAGAGUUUCUUCUUUGGAUCUUAACUCUUUCUCUCUUUCAACUGAUUUUUCUUCUGUUUCUACUCAUCUUUUCUCUAUUGAACUCUUGACUUCUCUUUCUUUAUCUUCUUCAAAUAUUACUGGUUCUCUUAAACCUUUUCCUCUUUGUUCUUCCUCACUCUCAGAAAUUGACCUCUCUCAAAAUUCCAUUUCUGGGUCUUUCCUUGAUUUGUCAAAGUUUUCUUCUUGUUCUUCACUAUCAAGUUUGAAUCUUUCCUUCAAUUUAUUGGAUUCUUCUAAGGAUUUGAAAGGGGCUCAUUUUGGACUUUCUCUCAAAACUUUGGAUGUUUCUUUAAAUCAUUUAUCUGGGCAACAAGUUCUUCCAUGGGUGUUCUCUCAAGGUUGUGAGAAGUUAACCCACUUAGCUUUAAAGGGGAAUAAGUUACAAGGAACAUUUUCUCUUAAUGGGUGUUCUAAUUUGGAGUAUUUGGAUCUUUCUUCCAAUAAUAUAUCAAGUUCCAUACCAAAUUUUGGGGAAAAUUGUCCUAACUUGAAGUACCUUGAUUUAUCUUCAAAUAAAUUUAAUGGAAGAAUUGAUGAUAAUGUACUUGUUGGGUGUAACAGUUUGAGCUUCUUGAAUGUCUCUGAAAAUGAGUUAAAUGGAGGAUUUCCUUCAUUGCCAUCUUCAAGUAUGCAAUAUCUUAACUUGGGUAGCAACAAGUUUCAAGGUAUGAUUCCAAAGAGUUUUGCUGAUGAUUUCUGCUCAACUUUGGUAAAUUUGGAUCUUUCCUUCAACAAUAUUUCUGGUAUGAUCCCAAACGGCUUUGAAUCUUGCUCCUUAUUGGAGAUUUUUGAUGUUUCUAACAACAAUUUUUCUGGGGAUUUGCCUGUUGACAUAUUUUUGAAAAUGGGAAACUUGAAGGAACUGCACUUAGCCUUUAAUAACUUCAAAGGUUCUUUACCUGAUUCAUUCUCUAUGCUUAGUAGUCUAGAAUCAUUAGACUUAAGCUCCAAUCUGAUUUCUGGAAAAAUCCCAUCUGGGAUUUGUCAAAACCCUGAUGGAAAGCCUAGCAAAUUGAAAGAACUUGACCUACAAAACAAUCAAUUAACUGGUCCAAUACCAUCCAGUUUAAGUAAUUGUUCUCAUCUAAUUUCUCUUGAUCUUAGCUUUAAUUACUUAAGUGGCACAAUCCCAACUAGUUUGGGUACUCUCACUAAGCUCAAAGACUUGAUCAUGUGGAUGAACAAACUUGAGGGAGAAAUCCCAGCGGAGCUUAUGUAUACUAGAGCACUUGAAAAUUUGAUUUUAGACUACAAUGAGCUAACUGGUUCAAUCCCUCCUGGUCUGAUGAACUGCACAAAUUUGAACUGGAUUUCGUUGUCGAGCAACAAAUUGAGCGGAAAAAUACCAUCUUGGAUUGGUAAGUUGAGUAAUCUUGCCAUUCUUAAGCUCUCAAACAACUCGUUUUAUGGCGAAAUCCCACCCGAGUUGGGUGAUUGUAAGAGCUUGUUAUGGUUGGAUUUGAAUAGCAAUAUGUUCAAUGGGAGUAUUCCGAAGGAGUUGGCGAAUCAGUCGGGUAAAAUGGCUGUGGGUCUUGUUGUUGGGAAGAAAUUUGUGUACUUGAGAAAUUUUGGAGGUAAGGGUUGCCAAGGAACUGGGAAUCUCCUUGAAUAUGCUGGGAUUAGGCCAGAUGCUGUUAAUAGACUCCCUACUGUUUGCAAAUUUCAGCAAAUCUAUCAAGGUCAUACUCAGCCCAUUUUUAACUAUAAUGGGUCUAUGAUCUUUCUUGAUUUGUCCUAUAAUCAUCUUCAGGGUGGUAUCCCUAAGGAGCUUGGCACAAUGUACUAUCUUUCCAUUUUGAAUUUGGGUCAUAAUAAUCUUUCGGGUCCAAUUCCGGAUGAACUUUCAGGGAUGAAAAACAUUGGUGUUAUGGAUCUAUCUCAUAAUCAUCUGUCGGGUUUAAUCCCAUCGUCUUUGGGUAGUCUUUCAUUGUUGACAGAUAUGGAUUUGUCGAGCAACAGUCUCUCUGGAAUGAUUCCUGAAUCAGCACAGUUUGAGACAUUCCCGGCUUCUAGAUUCUCGAAUAACCCUGGCCUAUGUGGUUAUCCUCUUCCUCGGUGUGACAAAAACGAUGGGGCGAAUUCGACUCAACAUCACAAGCAUGGGAAACAGGCUUCCCUUGCAGGGAGUGUGGCAAUGGGAUUGUUGUUCUCUUUGUUUUGCAUAUUCGGGUUGAUCAUUGUCGGCCUUGAGGUGAAGAAACGACGGAAGAAGAAGGAAGCCUUGCAGGAUAUUUAUAUGGACGAAAACUCUCAAUCGGGAAACAAUACAGCUUCUGCUUGGAAAUACACGAGUAAUCGCGAGGCGUUGAGUAUAAACCUUGCAGCAUUCGAAAAGCCUCUCCGAAAACUUACAUUUGCUGAUCUUCUAGAAGCCACAAACGGUUUCCACGAUGACAGUAUGAUCGGAAAAGGUGGAUUUGGUGAUGUCUACAAAGCUCAACUCAAAGAUGGGAGCGUGGUUGCUAUCAAGAAGUUGAUACAUAUAAGCGGGCAAGGAGAUCGAGAGUUCACAGCCGAAAUGGAAACCAUCGGAAAGAUCAAGCACCGUAACCUUGUACCUCUUUUGGGAUACUGCAAGGUCGGGGAAGAGCGUUUGUUGGUCUACGAAUACAUGAAAUAUGGAUCCCUCGACGAUGUCCUACAUAAUCAUAAGAAAGGUGGGAUCGAGCUAAAUUGGGCGGCCAGGAGAAAGAUCGCCAUCGGAGCAGCUCGAGGCUUAGCUUUCCUACAUCAUAAUUGCAUUCCUCACAUAAUUCAUCGCGAUAUGAAAUCGAGUAAUGUUCUACUAGACGAAAAUGUAGAAGCGAGGGUGUCUGAUUUCGGGAUGGCUAGACUAGUGAGUGCAAUGGAUACUCAUUUGAGUGUGAGCACUCUAGCAGGUACCCCAGGAUACGUUCCACCCGAGUACUACCAAAGUUUUAGAUGCUCGACCAAAGGGGAUGUAUAUAGCUACGGUGUUGUAUUACUCGAGCUGCUCACAGGGAAACCGCCGACAGAUUCAGCAGAUUUUGGUGACAAUAAUCUAGUAGGUUGGGUGAAAAUGCACGCGAAAUUGAAAAUAAGCGACGUAUUUGAUCCCGAGUUAAUAAAGGAAGAUCCAAACUUAGAAAUCGAGCUCUUACAGCAUCUGAAAGUCGCGUGUGCGUGCUUGGAUGAUCGACCAUGGAAACGCCCGACAAUGAUACAAGUCAUGGCUAUGUUUAAGGAAAUACAGGCAGGUUCGGGGCUUGAUUCGGCGUCUACCAUUACAGAAGAUGAUGGAAGUUUUAGUACAAUGGGAGCAAGUUUUAGUACAGUAGAUGUACUAGAUAUGAGCAUAAAAGAAGUCCCUGAAGGGAAUUACAAGCAAUAACAGAAGAAAAUGGAUUUUCCUGAUACCAACAUUCAUAAAAAUGUAGUAUCUUGUAACAAAUUAAUGUAUGUAUGAUCAAAAAAACUUUUUUUUUUUUUAUAAGAUUUUUAUACAUAGAUGGUUUUGUAGUGUGUAUAUAUUGUACUAAAUUAGUAGCCUAUUCCAGUUUUUUUUAAUUAGUUUUCUUUGCUUCUAACAUGGGCAAAUGAACAUCUAAGCAAGUAGUAAAGUAAUUUUCCAGCCUAUUCCUUUUUAUUGUUCCAUUUUUUAAUUUUUGUAUGUUUGUCGAUGUAAAUAUUCAAUCAAAAAUAUUUAAAAUUGUGUUU